CGGUAAAAAAAAGGGGUGAAUGUGUUUAUAAAGAAAAUGUUUUAUGUUGGAGUUGGGAGUCAGAGAGGAGUGAUGGUGCUGUAGGGUGGUUAAGUGCCAGCGGGUAUUUAGGUUAUUGUUUAGUUUUAUUUAUUUAUGUAUAUAUUUGUUUUUUAUUUUAUUCAACGCCUGAUUUCGAGUCGCGCGCCUCGAGUUUGCGCAGUUUAUAAAGGCAAACGCGCAAAAUGAGGCAGAGAUCAGAGCAGCUCAGGGGGAAACACGCACUAUAACACGUUAUACCACAUACACAGGGGAAAUAACGACCAGAUCUCAUUCAGCACAUCCAGGAAUUCAGUCCAGGUGAAGAAGUGGAUGAUGAUGAAGAUUGUUUGUGAAUUUUCUGCGUAAGUUUUCUGCAGCUUCGGCUUUUCCUCCUGCACGCGCCGUUUGGAGGCUCUCUUUGGUUCUGAGAGACAAUCCUGUGGAUAUAAUGCCCAGCAAGAGUGUGUUGAAUGCACAAGUGAACACCAGAACCGAUGACGUUCCUAAAUCCAGCUCAGGACGCGCCAGGAAAAGGAAAGCAGAUGUUGCUAUUCACUUACAGGAUCCAGAUGAGGAAAUUACAGAGAUGCAGACAAAAAAGAAGCAGUGUUCAUCCCAGGAGACGUGCCGGGAUCAGACGCCAGCGUCCUCGCCAUGUCAGGCAGAUAAACCGGUUGGAAUCGGCAGGGUGGGAUACGCACACUACACCAGCAGGAGUGUGUUUGUCACCCCGACGCGGCCCUCGCCCCUGCCUGCCCUGUGUUGGGCGAGUAAAGACGAUGUGUGGAAUAACCUGCUGAAGAAAGAUAAAAUUUACCUUCAUAAUGUGCGGGUGAUGGAGAGACACCCCAACCUGCAGCCUAAAAUGAGGGCCAUUCUGCUUGACUGGUUAAUCGAGGUGUGUGAAGUGUAUAAACUCCACCGAGAGACGUUUUAUUUAGGUCAGGAUUAUUUUGAUCGCUUCAUGGCCACACAGAAGAACGUGCAGAAGUCCACACUGCAGCUCAUCGGCAUUUCUGCUCUCUUUAUCGCCGCUAAAAUGGAGGAGAUUUAUCCUCCUAAAGUGCACCAGUUUGCAUAUGUGACUGACGGAGCGUGUACAGAGGAGGAGAUUCUCAGCAUGGAGGUCAUAAUCAUGAAGGAACUGAACUGGAGCCUGAGUCCAUUAACUCCGGUGUCCUGGUUGAACAUCUACAUGCAAAUGGCUCAUCUGAAGGAGUUCACUGAAGUUCUCAUGCCACAAUUUCCUCAGGCCACAUUUGUACAGAUCGCUGAGCUGUUGGAUUUGUGCGUUUUGGAUGUCAGGAGUCUAGAGUUCUCCUCAAGCCUGUUGGCUGCUUCAGCUCUGUUCCACUUCUCAUCUAUGGAGCUCAUCAUGAAGGUUUCUGGGCUGAAGUGGUGUGAUGUGGAGCGAUGUGUGAGGUGGAUGAUACCAUUUGCGAUGGCAAUACGUGAUGUUGGAAGCUCCUCCUUAAAAACGUUUAAAGGCAUUCCAGCAGAGAACAUUCACAACAUCCAGAGUCACUCCCCCUACCUGGACUGGCUGGGAAAGGUACACACCCAUCAGCUGGCAGAUUCGGAUCACAGCCAGACCUCGUCUGUCCCGUCUGGUGUGUUGACUCCGCCCCCCAGCAGUGAGAAACCUGAAGACUCUUCGUCCUGACUGCUGCUCUGCUUCACCUGAUGGACCGGGGCACAACCCACAGCCAUGCUGUUCUCGGCUCACCUUCUAGAACUUUUCAUACUGAUCUCUGCAAAAUUCUAAUGGCUUUUAUUCUUUAUUUUUUAACAUGUAUUAUUGAUUUACCAAGUCGUGACCCACCUACCGAAUCCUCAGAGAGCCUCAGUGCUUGAAUGCUGCUAUAACGGUGGUGGGACGCGCGUGCGCACACACGAAAUCAAAGAGAGGAUUCGAUUUUAGAUUUUAUGCUGUGUGUUUUAUGGAGGAUCACACUAUUUUUCUAAAGAAGGUUCAGGCUACUGUGGAAAUGGAUUUUUAAGGCUAUAGAACUGGGAUUUUAUUUUUGUAAGUUUUAUCCUCUGCUUGUAUUGAGUGAAUUUUUUUUUUUUUUUUUUUUACCAAAACAAUUUUUGUCAUGCUGCUGCUAUUGUGUAUUUUAUGAAAACCUAAAUAAAGCUCUAAAUGCACACACA
Messenger RNA from Silurus meridionalis, 2175 nucleotides. It is a transcript of the gene ccne1, whose product is annotated as cyclin E1. The record is from RefSeq and is a predicted model, not a curated record. Gene Ontology annotation, molecular function: cyclin-dependent protein serine/threonine kinase regulator activity. Gene Ontology annotation, cellular component: cytoplasm; cyclin E1-CDK2 complex; nucleus. The coding region runs from base 470 to 1684 and encodes 404 amino acids. Lineage: Eukaryota; Metazoa; Chordata; Actinopteri; Siluriformes; Siluridae. The transcript has 12 exons. Gene Ontology annotation, biological process: regulation of cyclin-dependent protein serine/threonine kinase activity; G1/S transition of mitotic cell cycle.